Saimiri boliviensis boliviensis (Bolivian squirrel monkey) is the source of this 1987-nucleotide messenger RNA. It is a transcript of the gene TNFSF18, whose product is annotated as TNF superfamily member 18. Gene Ontology annotation, biological process: tumor necrosis factor-mediated signaling pathway; regulation of T cell proliferation; T cell proliferation involved in immune response. Lineage: Eukaryota; Metazoa; Chordata; Mammalia; Primates; Cebidae. The record is from RefSeq and is a predicted model, not a curated record. Gene Ontology annotation, molecular function: tumor necrosis factor receptor superfamily binding. Gene Ontology annotation, cellular component: cell surface.
CUUGCAUCGUUCAUCUGUCAGUUGUGAAUUUUUGUUUUCUACAGCUCUCAUUUCUCCAAAAAUGUGUUUGAGCCUCUUGGAAAAUAUGCCUUUAAGCCAUUCAAGAACUCAAGGAGCUCAGAGAUUAUCCUGGAAGCUGUGGCUCUUUUGCUCAAUAGUUGUGUUGCUAUUUCUUUGUUCCUUCAGUUGGGUAAUCUUUAUUUUUCUUCAACUAGAGACUGCUAAAGAGCCCUGUAUAGCUAAGUUUGGACCUUUACCCUCAAAAUGGCAAAUGGCACCUUCUGAACCUCCUUGUGUGAAUAAGGUGUCUGACUGGAAGCUGGAGAUACUUCAGAAUGGCUUAUAUUUAAUUUAUGGCCAAGUGGCUCCCAAUGCAAACUACAAUGAUGUAGCUCCUUUUGAGGUGCGGUUGUAUAAAAACAAAGACAUGAUACAAAAUCUAACAAAUAAAUCUAACAUCCAAAAUGUAGGAGGGAUUUAUGAAUUGCAUAUUGGGGAUACCGUAAACUUGAUAUUCAAUUCUGAGCAUCAGGUUCUAAAAAAUAAUACAUACUGGGGUAUCAUUUUACUAGCAAAUCCUCAAUUCAUUUCAUAGAGACUUGAUUUGAUCUCAUUCUCUUCAGCACAUGCAGAGGUGCCAGUGGGUGGACUGGAGGGAGAAGAUUUUUAAUUUCUAGAGUUUGUCUGUCUACAAAAAUCAACUCAAACAGAACUCCUCUGGAUGUGAAUUUUCAUCUAUCCUGCUUACCCGAAAAAGACUCAGAGGAAGAGCCAAAGACUUUUGAUUGAAUCUACAGAGAUACUUCAGUAAUCCAUGAUAAAAUGAAUAUGGAUGACAGAGGACGGGUGCUUUGCAAAGAAACUUUGUCUAAUUCUUGAAUUCAUGAGUGGAAAAAUAGAGUUCUAUUCCCAUGGAAGCUUUACUUGGUAUGCAAAAAGGAUCUGGGGCAGUAGCCUGGCUUUGUUCUUAUAUUCUUGGGCUGCUCUAAUUCAUUCUUCUCAUACUCCCAUCUUCUGACACCUUCCCAAUAAAAAGUAGACUGAUAGGAUGGCCACAGAUAUGCCUACCAAACCCUACUUCAGAUGUGAUGUUAGAAGAUAAAGAACACUGCGAGAACUAUUGGAACAGAGGUACAAGUGACAUAAAAUGGAAUGUAUGUUAUCUGGAAAUUUCCCUUGGUUUUGUCUUACUCAGGAUGCAGGGUGCUUUAAAAAGCUUUGUCAAAGGAAUCAUUCUGAACCUUCAUGUAGGGCUUUGUGAGAACUUACUGUUUGAGUGUGUGUCUAAACACUGCUAACUGUAAAGAAAGAGUAACCAUUAGUAUUCAUUAGAUUUAACCCCAGAAAUGGUAUCAUUACUACAUUAUGUCAGGUAAUGAUUUAGUAUUUUUUGCUAGCUUUCCAUAGUUUGCAAAGUGAAUUCGUGUAUCAGGCAGCAAUUCUAUGAAGUUAAUUGGGCAGACAUUUAGGGGAAAAUUUUAGCAAUGAGAAUACGGUAGCAUAGCAUAGCCAACUUGGCUCAACUCAUAGGACAAGUGACUACGAGAGGCAAUGGGUUUUCCACUACAUCACACUGUCUCAGCUUUAGAAUUGUUGUUUCUGCUAUCAUGUUAUAAGACUCUAAAAUUUAGCAAAGUCACCUUAGCCCAAGGUGAGCAGAGUGAAGCUACAACAGAUCUUUCCUUUACCAGCAAAGUUUUUUUUUUUUUUUUUUUUUUUUUUUUCCUGCCUGGAUCAGGGAGACCCCGGGUGGUGCUCAGGCCUUAUCCCAACCAAAUUCCCUUCUUCACUUUGCAGAGACCAUCUUAGUGAAAUGUGCUAACUUCUAAAAAUAAUAAAUAGCACUUAAUUCAAAAUGUUUGGACUCUUAAAUUAGCUACACACAUGUUCUUGUUGAAAAGUAUAUAAUAUUAUACUGUAAAGAAAUUUAAAGUAUUUAUGGGUAUUUGUGAAAAGCUGCAUUAUGUUAAGUAAUAUAUGUAAAGCU